AUGCUAAGCUCGAAAACAUUCCUAAAUCUAAUUCGCGCUGGUCGUUUCAGACUGUCUUCGACAUUCGCGCCAAAGCCUGCAGAGAGGACAACUCAACAUGCUGCAUCGAUUUGGGUAGAAUUCACCACAUUGGCCGCCGAAACUAAAGCCGUCAACCUUGGACAAGGGUUCCCGGAUAGCCCGGCCCCAAAAUUCGUCACAGAUCUCCUCGAAAAUCUGUCAAAACAGCCGGAAUUCACUGCAGCCCACCAAUACACACGUGGAUAUGGUCAUCCAAUGCUCGUUGAUAUUCUUGCCAAGAUGUACUCACACUUCUACAAUGUACAGGUCGACCCGAUGAAUGAAGUUCUUGUUACGGUCGGAGCCUAUCUGUCGCUCUACUAUGCGUUUUUGGGAUGGGUCAACAAAGGAGAUGAAGUUCUUAGGAAGUAUUUAUUCUCGUGA
This is a messenger RNA of Caenorhabditis remanei, 444 nucleotides long. RefSeq lists its product as uncharacterized. The record is from RefSeq and is a predicted model, not a curated record. The transcript has 2 exons. NCBI's taxonomy places the organism in Eukaryota, Metazoa, Nematoda, Chromadorea, Rhabditida, Rhabditidae. Gene Ontology annotation, molecular function: L-kynurenine:2-oxoglutarate transaminase activity; pyridoxal phosphate binding. Gene Ontology annotation, biological process: biosynthetic process. Gene Ontology annotation, cellular component: mitochondrion; cytoplasm. Bases 1 to 444 code for a protein of 147 amino acids.